AAUUUAUAAGUUGAAUAAAAUUUUUCUAAUCAAAGCUUAUUUCUGUUUCUAUGAAAAAUGUCAAACAUAGUUCCUUCUAAUGAACCAAAUAACACUUCUUCUUCUUCAGAAACUUCAAUUUCUUCACCAAUAACUUCGACUUCCACUGAACAUAAACCAGCUUUGCGUAGAAAUCGCCCUGGAACCAAACUCGAAGAUGCUUAUCAAUUUCCUCACAUUUCACUAGAUCAGAUUGACUCUGCUUUUGCAUUACAAGAGUAUUUACAGUCUCUGAUAAGAGCUAACCGAGAAAACAUAGACGCUUUGGUGGAGUUACCGGCUGGACAAGAUAAAGAAACUUGGCAAUAUGAACAUUUGAGACAAUUAUGUCUCGAGCUAAAUUAUCUCGUAAUUCAACUAGAAGCCGAAUGCACUAGUCAAACUUGUCCUGAGAUGAAGGCUGAUGAUUGGCAAUAUCUUUGUGCAGCACAUCAAGCUCCAUUGAAUUGUUGUGCAAUCGAUUACAUUGUUCAUACGUUAGAUGGAGCAACUACCCUAUUGAAUAGCCAUAAAUAUUUUCCUAGCAGGAUUUCAAUUCCAGAGACAUCACUUAAACAUUACCAAUCUAUUGCAAGAAGGCUUUAUCGAAUAUUUGCACAUACAUGGUUUCACCAUCGAGAAAUAUUUGAAGCUUUUGAAAAUGAAAACAUGUUAUAUGCACGUUUCUUGAAGCUAUCGGAUCGUUACGAAUUAAUAGCAAAAAAUCUUUUAAUUAUCCCGUAUAAUAAUAAUAUUAAUGAUAAUCAAGAUACUCAUAAUAAUCACAAUAAUGAAAGUAGCGAAAUUUUUAGUCGUGACAUGGAAUAAAUAAUAGUAUAACAUUAAGUUAUUAAUAAAAUGUCAUUGCACAUAAUUAUAAAACUGCCAGAAGUUACACAAACUGGAAAAUCACGUGAUUAAUUUCACUCGUACAACUUAAAUUUUUUCUUGGUUCUUAUUUUCC
Messenger RNA from Rhizophagus irregularis DAOM 181602=DAOM 197198, 982 nucleotides. RefSeq lists its product as uncharacterized. Gene Ontology annotation, cellular component: cytoplasm. NCBI's taxonomy places the organism in Eukaryota, Fungi, Glomeromycota, Glomeromycetes, Glomerales, Glomeraceae. The record is from RefSeq and is a predicted model, not a curated record.